Molecule: messenger RNA, 1914 nt
Organism: Pectinophora gossypiella (pink bollworm)
Lineage: Eukaryota; Metazoa; Arthropoda; Insecta; Lepidoptera; Gelechiidae
Gene: MrgBP
Product: MRG/MORF4L-binding protein
Exons: 6
Coding region: 129-908 (259 amino acids)
Biological process (GO): regulation of transcription by RNA polymerase II
Cellular component (GO): NuA4 histone acetyltransferase complex; nucleus
Source: RefSeq, a predicted model, not a curated record
AGAUAUUUAAAAAGUAAGAACUGUCAAAAUGUUUAUGGAUUAUGGAAUUUUAAAAUUUGUUUAUUUUCCGGAGAUGAGAGAUUCUGACGGCGUAUAAUUUGGUUAAUUGUUAAUUUCAUGUGUUAAAAAUGGUUUCGAGUGAAGAAGAGGUUGAAGUAAAACCGGCCGAUGAGGCUGUAGAAUGGGACGUGGACAUGGAUAUACAGUUAUUUUACGCAAUGGCAAAUCAUAAGCCGGUGGGAAUAAACAAACAUUUCCACAUGGCUUGUAUUUGGGAGAAACUUUCUAAUUCUAUCACAAAGGAAAUAUCUACACAAGACAUAUGGAAGCAUUUGGAAAGCUUGUAUGACAUGUCCAUGUUAGAUGAUACAGAGCCUAUACCAUUUCCAAACCACGAGCAACCAUUCAGCCUACCUGAGAGUGAGUUUGGGGCUCUGAUCAAACAGAAAUGUAAAGACGCCAUCUUAGGUGAUGAGAGUGAAGAUGUUCGGAGCCCCUCGCCUAAGGUCACAACCCCUAGAAGCAGUUCUAGGGGCACUGCAUCUAAAGAUAGUACUCCUAAAGCCAUAGCAACAGUUAGUCAGCGCAAAGACAGUGUUAGCGCGCUCUCCACCAAGACUCGUAAAGAAAGUGGGAGUUCACACGCCUCUACUGAUACUCCUAGCAUCAAAUCUGAAAAAGAUUAUGAUCGAAGGAGAGACUCCCGCGACUCAAAUGCGUCAGGUCCUAGAGACAGUUCCAGUAGCAGAAAGUCUACAUCGCAAAGAGAAAAAACAAAGUCUAAAGUCAGCUCUGCGGCUGCGUGGGAGUCUCCACUGAUAGACGAAGACAGCGGCCGCCGCGGCCGCCGUCGCGCGAACACCUCGACCCCUCCGGCCACGACCCCCGCCAAACGUCGCCGCACCUGACGCCAGCCGACCAAUACCUACCACCACUUCUUCUGACACUCGCAGCGCCCAUGGUGGGGCCACCGAACCCACGUGCGCGGGCGUGAACGGAGUGCAGUGAAUGUGCUUAACUCGUAACUUACAAAAGACAGAAUGAAAUAUACAAGCAUGAAUAAGUGUGAUUUUGCAUUCAUUUUAUGGAUAUUUAUACUCCUUGUAUGAUCAGUCUGUUAGGGUUGCCGCAAACUUUUGCCUUUAUUAUAACAAAUUUGUUUUCCAGCAAGGUACUGAUGAGGAUUGUUCAUUUUAGCAUGAUAAUAAUACCAAUAAAGGAACCCCGACAAGCGACAACAUUCUAAGAUUUGAAUUUUACUGUUUACGAUAAUGUGGGACUAUCCAGGUUACCUCCCUUAAAAAAGUAUAUAUGGCGCUGUUCCGAUUUAAGGUGAUAAUUACCUAUUUUCUCAUUGCUCGCGGUAAAUAAUUAUUCAAAAAUAUUAUUAUAUUUGAUGCCAAAGGCAUAUAUAAAACUAAUUGGUGCGUGGUAUUUGGAUUAGAUACGUAGGUAUAGAAUUAUGUUAAAUUAGGUACCUAUAUUGCUUCACUUUAUUUUGAUCAGAAUAAUAAGGGGUGGAAGAUGUGAUGUGCCUUGGUGUAAUAACAACGGUCAUCAUUUAUGCCCAAAAACAAAGAUGAAAGUUGCUUAUUUUUGUUUUCAAUGAAAUUAGAAGUUCAACGAAAGAAAAUCCGUACAGCGAAAUCUAUAUAUUUUUUUGGGGAACGUAGCCUGGAAAUUCCUUAUUACAAGCCUCUUACAAGCAAAUGUUCGUGAUCCUAACUCUAUAAUAUCUGUGGGUCCCACCCUUCGAAGGUCCACUCCAUCUUUUAUGAAUGACUUGACUUUUGUAGUAGUAUUAUUAUGAAAUGAUGCACUUUAAUGUUUACAGUUAAUACUUGGUUAUGUACCGAAUAUUGCUGUACCAACCCAUACUAUAGUUUAUGUAUUAAAUAAACAAUACUAUUAGUA